Nothobranchius furzeri (turquoise killifish) is the source of this 2497-nucleotide messenger RNA. RefSeq names its product proline rich 19 (gene prr19). The record is from RefSeq and is a predicted model, not a curated record. NCBI's taxonomy places the organism in Eukaryota, Metazoa, Chordata, Actinopteri, Cyprinodontiformes, Nothobranchiidae.
AAUAUCAAUUAAUAAAACUGCUUCUUUUUGUUCCAAUAAUAAUUUCAUACAUAACUGUUUAAUUGUAUACAAAACAAACGCUUAAUACACUAUAUUAAAUAUGAAGAAAUAGACUAUGCUUCCCCCGGUCUGUCUAAGAAUGGUUUAGCCCUGCUCCUACCGUUCAGGAGAGUCAACACGGCGCUACAGAACGCAGCUGCAGUUUGUUGUCUAGCAACGAUCUCACCUGCGACGAAAUCAUCCAUCACUGAGAUUCAUUUACCAACCCACGCCAGCAUGAGCCAUGUAUGUGGCAAGGCCUCAUCUGAGAAGACAUUCUGUAUUUUCAGCAAGCAGCCAAAACCCACCGAUAAAAGGUGUUGCUCCGUGACCACACUGGUGGCGCCGGCUAAAUAUUUCAACCACUGUAAAAACGCCAAUGAGCAGCUGAAAGUGAAACGUUUAAAGACUCGCAAGGAGCGGAGCCAGAUGAGAGGCGACUGGAAAGAGACCUCAAGGACCAAAUCUCAUCAUCACUGCCACUGCAAAAGCUGGAAAGAAAAUGCAUUUUUACAGAAUUUCUGUCACAAUGGAGUUCAUCAGACUUCCAGGAGAAGUACAACAAUUUCAAGUGUUGUUCCUGCUGCACAGGAGCCCAGUGUCAUCACAGAGAGUCGCCUGACCGGGCCCCACCGCCUGUUCAACCACGAAGUGAAGUCCAUUGAUAUUGAACGCUUACUAAGCGAGCGAAGCAAACAUGAGAAAAAGGAAGAACAGGUGACAGAAGAGAGCAACAACUCCUCAGCUUCUCACAUCCCAGUUCUGCUCUCCGGUGACGCCGUGGCAGCUCGCGAAAAAGCCGAAUCUGAGGCAAAUACUCGAGAUAAUCCCCAAGAAACAGAAGACAGAAACCCCCAGCAGUCAGACAUCACCCCAGGACAAAGACUGCAGCAGCAAGCUGUUUCAUCCGGAAGUUGUAAAAGCAUCAGCUCGUCUAAACUCUGCCCUGCAAGUGCAGAAACAAAAACGAAGAGGAGAAAAACGUGUGUCAGUCCUCCGGCUGACGGAGAACACGUGAAGACAUCAAACAAUAGCGUAACUAGACGUGUGCUUUCUGAUGUUGAGGAGCCUCGUGAGAAAAAGAGCCACCAGAAUCAAGCAGAUGGUCUCAAAUCAAGCCCACCUCUCCCCUCCAGCUCGCCCACUUCUGGGAGUGCUGACACAAAGCCCAAAGAGCACGAUCCUAAAUAUGUAGACAAGCUCGUCACUGCAGUGGCGGCACGUUUGUGUGGGUCUCUGUGUCUUUUUAGAGACGAGAGACACGAUCUGUUGUCAAAAAGGAGGAGCGAGUUGCAGAAAGCCCUCCUGAGCCGGCAUGGACCCAGGCUUCAGGCAAACCUCCUGGAGAUUCAGAAAUGUGAUACCAAUCCCUCACAGACUGCUUUGGACCCUGUGAUGAAACAAGACGAACGUCUGCCUACAGAGGAAAGAACAGGAAGUGGACCUUUUAGCUGGGACGCCAGUCCACAGCUACAUAUGCAGCAGACUGCCGAGGAGUCAAACCCAGAGGACACAUCACUUAAUUUCUUGGAUAAAAUCAUCAGACCUUGCUCCUCUCAUCCCUUCAACUUGAACUGUGAGCCAUCUUGGACUACAGCAAAUGACGUUUUUGUGAGUUCUUCCAACUUAUUUCAAGAAGAUAAAUCCUUCUGGAAGUCCUGGGAAGAGUUCGGGCCUGAAGAAGAACAAUCGGCUCCAUUUGAAUCAUUUUCAAGCAGCUUUAUGACCCAGGAUGCUACAGACAUAAGCUGCAGACAGCAGCAGCAUCGUACCAACAAUCAGCCAUUUUUUCUUCAACAAGACAGACAUCCUGAAGAUCUCAUACAAUCCCCGCAGGAAGAAGACCCAUUUGAGCCUCGCCAGUUCUCAUUUCCUCACUCCUUCUCCAACCAAAUUCAGCACCACCCUCAGCCGUUUGACCGACUUUCAACUCACCCAGCAUCUUACAUGAUGCGUUACCCCCCAUCCCACAUGCUUGAGCUGAGUCCAGCACCUGCCCCCUCUGUUUUACCAAGCCCGGAGCACUGGUCCUUCCCUCCCAUGCGGCUGUACUAACACGAGGCCUAUGAACACCUUUUCUUUUCCUGAUUUUGUCCUUCAAGACUUGAUGUUCCUGUGCCAGGUCCUGUUUUGUUUUAGUAGGAACAUCGGUGAAAAACAAAAGAAAGCCUUCACUUUGUUGUUUCAUUUGAGAUGAAGGAAAAAAACACCCAAUUAUGCGCUGUUUGCAUCUUUAAAGGAUGUUUAUUCUGCAGAACUCCACAUUAGACUCACAUGUUAGAAUUAAAACGGAAUCUGUAAAGCAGGAGUUUUAGUUGAAGUGGUGCUAGUUAGAAAAUGAUUUCAUUCUUAUUCUGCAUACUAAGUUUUUUUAAAAAGCACACUUAUGAAUUGUGUUAAAGUGUCUUAAAACAUGUGAUUAAAACUAAGGAUUUCAAAAUAAAAGUAUCACAAAACA